Molecule: messenger RNA, 2880 nt
Organism: Rhincodon typus (whale shark)
Lineage: Eukaryota; Metazoa; Chordata; Chondrichthyes; Orectolobiformes; Rhincodontidae
Gene: haus5
Product: HAUS augmin-like complex, subunit 5
Exons: 23
Coding region: 624-2630 (668 amino acids)
Biological process (GO): centrosome cycle; spindle assembly
Cellular component (GO): HAUS complex; centrosome
Source: RefSeq, a predicted model, not a curated record
CCGGGCUACAAGUAACCUUUGUACAGAGGGAGAAUCCAAGCGGUUACUCCGUCAUCAGCCUGAAGGGGCUUUUACAGCACAGGAGGAGACCAUUCGGGCCAUCGAGCCUAUAUCGGUGGAGUAAUGAAAGACUGUCCCACAGCCAGAAAUUGUUAAACAAACGAACCUCACCAAGUAACUCAGACCAGCUGUUUCCGCUUGUAGAGGAAAUAAGAACAGGAUAGGGAACCACUGAGAAAAUACUAUAUAGAAAAUCAUGCAACCUUUAGGAAUCUGGCACACCUUGCAGCUGGAGGACUACCAAAUACCUGAACUGUAAGAUAAAUGUAAACAGGUUAAAAGUCUUAAAUGGCAACACAUACUCAGGAACACAGAGAGAGCAGCCAUCUUAGAAAACCAAAAAGAUCGAUUUCACCACUAACUCCCCUCUGAAAAGUUGAGACGACACUGACAAUAAAUUGAUGUAGGCGUUGCUGUCUGGCCAGCUUUUAUUGGUGGUGAGCUGCCUUCUUGAUCUGCUGCAAUCCACAUGCUAUAGGUUGACCCACAAUGCCCUUAGGGAAGGAAUUCAAGUAUUUUGACACAGCAACAGAGAAAGAACAGUGAUAUAUUUCCAACUCAGGAUGAUCAUGGAGGACAUGGCCAUGAAGCUGAAGGAAUGGGCAGGCUUGAUGGGAAUCCCUGAUCGCAGCAUGCCCUCCGACACCGCAUUCCGAAAUCUCUGUACUGGCCAGUGUCAAGACAUCUGGGAAUAUGUCAUUCGCUAUGUCAAGCGGAAAGAGGUAGUGAGAGAGAUCAAGGGGAACCUGGAAUGGAACCGGUGGGUAAAAGGCUCUGAGGCUCCGUUGUCUGACAAGGAGCAGAAGAAGAGGAGGAAGUUGCUGGAACAGCUGGUGUCUCUGAGGACUGAUCUCCAACAAUUGGACGAAAGCUCAGAUCAUGAGCAGCAAGAGAUUGAUGAGCAAACACUGAUGGAGACUUGCGAGAGGCUGCAGGAUCUGAAACAGCGGAAUAUUUUGUUAAAAACAUUUCUUCAGCGUGCAGUAAACAGGAGGAAAACACUGCAGGAACAGAGCAAGAAGCUGCACGAUCGACUACACGUCUUCAGACAGAUCAGCAGUAAAGCUGAGCAAGAUGUAGGAGCGGGCAGUACUGUGGACGGCAAGUUGAGGCAUGGCAAUGGUUUGGAGCCCGAGGUGCUGCAAGAUGUUCGGGGAACAUGUUUCACAAGAUUCCAGCUCCUCAAGUCGUUAUAUGAUGAACAGGAGAGUCCUAUCGGAGGCGGUGGUGACAGGGGCUAUGACCUGAGGAGUGACAGUUAUCAUCAGUGGCUGAACCAGAUAGAGGGUGUUAAUGCAUCACAUCCACCAAACCACAUCUUGGCAGCAGUGCAGACUCUGGCAGCUGAGAAUCAAGAGGAGCUGGUGGAACUCCAAUCGAAAGUGGAUGUCGGAAAGGACAUGGAAGUUCUCAGGUUCUCCUACAGUCGUUCCCACUUACAGGAUGUUUCGGAGACUCCUGCGGUUCUGCGCUCCGUCAAGUCUUUGCUUGAGGAGGGAUGGCGAGACUGUGAGGUGCGGGUGGUGGAGAAGAUCGGGGCCCUCAGGCGGGACAAGGAGAUGAGUGGCAGGUUGACGUUGCUGAGUCAAGAGUUUAAUCGUCUGCAGGAGGAACAGUAUGGGCACGAUGCUGAUCUCCUGUCUGCCGUCAGGGAGGCCUCGGAGCUGGAACUGAGCAUGAUGGAGAAGAGGGGCUACCUUCAGGAGCUCUCAGAACAGGCUCAGCUCUUGGCAAACUCCAUAGAAGCCAAGAACCGUGAGAUCCAGACCCUGCAGCAGAAGCACAACAGCAUUCUCCACUUUCAAGCUCUCGUGGAUACGAAACAAGAUCUCAUCCGUGCUUUAGUGAAAGGGAAUUCGUCAGCCAAGAGUCAACUGAUGAAGACACAAAUAGAGAUUGGCUCCUUCGUGAGGCAGAAACUUGGGGAGCAGGAGGAUCCCAUUCGCUCGCUGACUGAGGAGCUCCACAAUUCCGUCAACAGGGAAGUGAACCUCUUCACGGCCAUUUCUCUGCCCAACCUGGAUCGCCGACGUUUAGGAGAGUCCCAGAGGGUUCCUGUGCACAAGUUGUCCAUCCACAAACUGGAUUCUUCAUUCAACAAUCCUCAAUUUUUCCGGGGCCUCAAGAAGAGUUUAUAUUUCCCGUUCUACAAGGCUCCUGAAUUCCUGAUGGACCACGCAGCCGAGAUGAAGGUGGAGCGCAGGUCAUUGGAAGCAACUCUGCUCCAUCAGAGAGACGCUCUGCAGACUCUGCAGAGACGACACAACAUCACGCCAGUCACUGAUGCAGACGCCCUGAUUGAGCGCAUCCUCUUGCAGAGCUCCGAAUGUGAUCAGAACUCUAUUCCAAACAUUCACAAACUCUUGAAUCAGUGCCUUCAAGCCAUUGAGUUCACCACUGAACUAAGGAACGAUGUCCAGGAUUGGUGGGAGCAGCCUGCCCAGUUCCUUGUUCCCUGGGUUAAACAGCACGGACAGAAUGUGCAAGGCUGGAUUCACAAGUGGAAUGAGCUGGUCCACAGGGGCAUGUUGCAGGCUCGAGGAGACGCUGCUACGAGGAAACCCUGCUAACAGGAUGGUGCCGAACCCCCUGAACGACCCACGCCCCAGUCGUCUGAUCCUGAGGUGGACCAAAGGGUCCAGGCACUCCUCCCCUGUCUGUUCCCAGAUUUCCAAGUCUCUGCUGCCAUAUCAAAUGGACAGAAUCAUCUUCUCACUGAUCCUACAGCAGGAUCAUCUGUACUCACUCGGAGGAUAUCCGAUCAGCUAACGGCAUGUAUUUGGUUUUAGAUUGGAAAUAAAGGCAAUGAUUUGGAUCACA